CAGCCUGUAGAUCAGUUCCAUACCACUUGUCUGACCCACAGAGCCAAAAGACUGAACACCAUUUAUCUAAAUCAUAUCUUCUGGUAUAAUCCUCUCCAAUGUUUAGGAUUUUGUAAGGAAAAGAAAUAUGUCCUGCUCCUGACUCGAAUUUUGGAAUGUUGUUUUUCCCAUUCUGAGAAAUUCUCUUUUGCUAUUCAUUUCUAAAAUGAUCCAAAGAUCAAUUUUUCUGCUGGAGAAUAACAUGACUCAUGCUGUAUAUUACAUUGGCAUUCCAACUGCAAUCUGAUUUCCUUGAAAACAGUGUCCCACUAUUAAUUUACAUUUUUAUUUUCAUGUUCAGUCUAAUAGUGUCUGGGUUUUGUUUUGUUUUUUGCAAUAACUCAUCUUUUUCCUAAUCAGCAGGCUACAGCUCCAUUUAGUCAGCAUAUAUGACCUCUUCCAGUUCUUAGCUAGAGUUGGUUGAAUAUCAUAAAGCAGCUUUAUAAUUUUUUAUAUUAAAAUAUUUGCUGAAGUCUAGCUGUAGGCUAAUAAAUCAAAACAUGCUGUUCGUGAAUAACUAAUUUGGCAGAUGUGUAAUAUUUUCAAAUGAAAGUACUUGAGAAAUGUUUUAAUUCAUUCUCCUUGAGCAUGAAACACUUGAGGUUUUUAUAAAACAGAACUUAGAAACUUCCAGUUUAUAUAAAGAGGAAGAUGUAGAAACACAGUGCUUAGAUUCAGUAAAUUGGGUCUAUUUCAGGUUUAUUGUAAAUAAGAUGGAGCCAAGCAAAAAGCUGUAGCCUUUAGGAUAGUGAAAACAAUUUGAUUCAAUCUGUUAUAACUUAUCAUUGCUCCUAUUACUGGCUAUGCCCCUCCAACAUAAAUCUGAAGAGAAACAGUUUGAAACUGCGACUUUCAUCAAUGAAAUAAUUACAUUUCUGGAGCCUUGAGUGCAGCUAGAACCUUGUUACCAUUACCAACUUGGUGAAGUUUAGGUUCUCAAAGCUUGGAGAGACAUGUUGAUCUCUUACAUCUCUUUCCAUGUCUUAUGCUUGGUUUCCCUUCCUCUAUUCUCCAUCUGAAUAGGAAGUAUGUGAUAAACAGGGAUCAGAGUGGGAGGGAGAAACUGCAACUGUUUUACACAUUAGCCACAAAACAAAAAAGCCCUGCCAGCUCACAGAAGGUUGUGCAGAUAAAGGUUCUAAGUCUCUGCAGGACACUGGACUGAGCUAUCAAAGCGGUGAGCAGGAUUAUUAUUUACAUGGCAACAGCUCUUAGAAUACCGGUCCUAAUCAUUGCCCAGUACCCCAUUUGCCAGGCUCCGUACAAACACUGAACAGGCAGCCAAAGAGCUUACAAUAAGCGCAGUCAUUGCAUCAGCGGUUUGGGGACUAACGUGUGUAAUACCCUAAGCACUGCUUUGAAAACCAGUCUGUUCUGUCAGAUGCAUCUCUCAUUCACAACAGUGAGAAAAGCACUGCUGGGUUUAACAUGGGUAUUGUUAAUAAAUGACGAAGUGCAGUUCCCUAAUCAAGUCACUCUAGCUAGUAAGUGACUAUGAGCUAUAGAAGAAAGUUAAGCUCAGAGGACUCUCUUUAGAAUGAAUGUAAUAAAGUUUGUGACAGCUGUAAGGCAAAGGAAAAAAAAAGAAGUGUUAGAUUUAAUCCAUUGCCAUCUGCAUUGAUUGUACUGCCCACUUAAUUAGACAGAAUUAAUAUUCUUAGAGACUUCUAAUUUCUUUACCAGGUGGGGGCCUCCUGCUGAUGUCAAUGACAAUGGAUACAUAACUCAUCUCACUCAGGGGUUGUUUCUUCCUCUCUCUGCCUUCCCCCACCCCUUUUGUUGCUAUGCUGGAUUGUCUUGUACCACAGCACAGUUAAAAUCUUUUCAAUCACCAGUAACUUGGGACAGAAGCAUCCUUGUCCCAGCCUUAUCCAUAAUUUUAGUUCCCUCCAUAAACUUUGGUCUCCCAUAACUGCACAUAUCCCUGCAAAUCACUCCAUUUCCCAAAGCCCCUUUCAAUCCAGCAUGCCUCAUCCCAGAAUCAGCUGCCCAGCCUGCUUUCUUGGGACAUCAGCGAUAUGUGAAAAUCAACCUGUCUGGAAGGUGCUGUAAAUAAUAAGUCAGAUUUACCCUUCUGCUCUUCCUGGUUCAAUUCCACUGACAUGGUGAAGGACACAAAAGUGUAUGGACACCUGAAUAUUUAAACUAAGUACUACCACCAGGAUAUGAGAGGAGAAGUAGCACAAUAUAUACAAGCUGACUUAAACUACUAGAUCAUCCCAAACAAACGAGCAUCACCACACUUCAAGGGAGCACCCAACCAAUGUUGUUCUCCUCUGAGCCCUCUAAUAGCUUUUGAUUAUGUAGCAGAAUUAUCUUUUGAGCUCUAGAUGAUUCCUGGGCUCGAGAUUCUGCAGUUUUGAUUGAUGGAGCCCAUUUGCCAAUCAGAAGCAAGCCAGGGUAAGCGAGGCCAUGCCCUUUCCCCAAAGGGAGGGGGCAAGGAGCAGUCUGGACCUGGUUUGAGACUGCACCCUGCCAGAUCUGGAGAACUUCGGGGGUGGGGCCCCUGAAGCGUAUAAAAGGAGAGCAUGAUUGGCAGCGACAGACAGUGAGGAGAAAGGAGCUCUGGAGAUGACCAUCCUCGGGACCCUGCCUGAACCUUGACAGUGGACAGGUCAGUGCGUGGUGCUCAGGCUCUAGGAGCUGCUCGAGGUGGUUUGAGCCUGCCAGCCUGGCAAGCAGCUGGGUAGGUGGUGUGUGGAUUGACACACAGAGAGCCGGCCUUGGGGGUAGCUCGAGGCAGCUCAGGUCCUACCCGGUGCACAUGUCAGUGCAUGGAGAGCUAGCUCUGGGAACAGCUCGAAGCUGCUCAAGUUAGCCCCGGCUCUAGGCUGAGUAACUGGAGACCUGCAAUGUGGCUCUGCAUUAAACUAAAAGAGUCCUUGUGCCCAGAGCAGGGCCCAGGAAAAGGAAGGACCCCUGGUGUGAGGCCAGAGAACCGGAGCCAGUAAGGGCUCAGUUCCCAUGGGAGCACACUGGGGGCCCAAUGUGGGGCACCAGGCUAUUGAGAGGAGCUGGAGGCGGCGCUGGAGAGAGGCCCUUGUGGGACUGGCCACCAGGGGACAAGCCUUGGCUGCUUCAGAGUGGGAGUGCGAGUUGCUGGGAAACAGGUCCUGCAGGGGAGGUGGGCUUGGGAGGGUCUACCGCCUCCGCCCUCCUCCAUUGUGAGAGGGGGCGUGUCCCCAUCCCAGGGCUCUAAAGGGGAGGGACUCCAGGGAACACCCAAUGAGGUGCUUGUUGGUUUGUAUUAUAGAGAUUAAUAUAGUUAUGGGUACUCCUUGAGGGAGUUUAUAUGGGUUUAUCUGUCUUCAUUGCCUAUAUGUGUUUAUUGCCUAUUAUCGGAACUUACCUAUAUUGUUGCCUGCGUACAUCUAUGGUAUUCCUACCUCAGGCUACCUGGGUUUAUUUAAGUUGACAUUCAUAUGUCUUUGUCCUAGGGGAGCUGGGACGCCAAAGGAACCCUGGGGCAGCAAGGAGUCCCACUUACCUCCCGCAGAGCCGGAAGAGCCGGAGGAGGCAUGCACGCUGAGGACGCCGGCGCGGGUGAUCAGCCGGGUGUUUAUCCAGCUGUAGCAGAGCAGUGGGGGCGGAGGAUGCCUCCCGGAAGGAACAAAAAGCGGCCCCGCCGAGGCAGCGGGGCGGUUGAGAGGAGGAGACGGGAGGAGCGAGCUCCUUCAAGGAGCGGAUCAGCCGCCACACUCAGUAGCGAGGAGAGAAAGGGGCGGAGCCAGAGCAGGCUCCGAGAGAGCUAGCAAAGCAACCGGCAGCAGUGCUAGUGAAGGAGCCUGCUCUGCAGUUGUCGGCAGAGCCAGUGAGGAAACCGGCUGCAGCACCGGCAACAGAGCCGGAGGAGGAGCUGACUGGGUGACAGGCAGCAGAGCCGGUGAGGAAACCAGCUGCCUCACAAGCAACAGGAUCAGUGGAGGAACUGGCCGCAUUGCAGGCAGUAGCGCCGGUGAGGUAACCGGUCGCACCAUAGACAGCAGAGCCAGCGGAAGAACCGGCUGCAUCACGGGCUGCAGGAUUGGAGCAGGAGCCGAGGCGGAAGGGCCGGGCUGGCGCCCCAGUAGGCUGUACACCCAGCCUGAAGACCUUUAUUGACGGCCGGCAAGUCGGGGGCGAGAGGGUGGCAGGCCAAGGACAAUGUGGAAGCCAGAGGAGGUAGAACGUACGGUGGCGAGUGGCCGGGGUGUAGGGGAGGAUGGAGCCCCGAGAGUACCCGCCAGGAAACGCGCCGACCCUGGUGGCUGCCCCAAGGGAGGACCCCCCACUGAAGUUCCAUCCAAAGUCAUGGUAGGUGAGUUAAGGGGUCCUCCUGACAUCAGCAGGGGUAUCCUCUGGGGUUCACCCAUAAGCCCAGGGCACAUGAAAUCUUGGGCCCGGGCAAAGGCGGUGCAGGAACAUCUAUUAGAGCAGAGGCGGGCACAACGCGGUGCAUUGGCCGGGAAGAUGGAAGACCCGGACAUGGCGGCCUAUGCCAAUGCCCAACCCGUGCCUAUGACCACGGCUGAUGUUCGACCGCCAGCAGGAAUGGCUCAGACGUAGCCAGGUGUCAUUCAAAAUGCCGAAAAUGACGAAGGAUGACAACCCUGAGGCUUACAUUGAGGCCUUUGAGCACCACGCCCUGAUGACAGGCCUUCCCCAGGACUACUGGGCCAGCCAGUUGGGGGCCCUGGUGGUUGGUAAGGCACAGGCUGCCUAUUGGGCCAUCCUGAGGGAUGAGGCCCAAAACUACGAACGUGUAAAACAGUCGAUGCUUUAUCGGCUAGAGAUCAGCCCUGAUCGCUAUCGGCGCCUGUUCCAGGCCAGAAAAGGGCCCAACAAGAGACGGCCCCAGGUACUACUGCAGCUGCUACGGGACCUUCUUGACAAAUGGGUGAACUCCAUGGGAUCCGACCACGAGGACCUGGCGGAUCAAAUCGUCCUUGAGCAAUUCCAGAACAACCUGGAGGAAAGGACGCAGCGCUGGGUUUGGCAACACUUCCCACGGAGUUGUGAAGAGGCUUUGAAGCUGGCAGAAGCUUUCGCAGCUGCGGAGGCGAGCUAACCGAGGGAAAGGAGGAGCCCGGGACCGAUGCCAGUGUUGCCGAAGGAAACAGAACGGUGACGUCCCCCUAUUUGGGGGGCUGGCAGGGAUGUAGUGUGUUUCAACUGCGGGCAGAAUGGACACCUCUCGCGAGAAUGCCCCAGCCAGCCCACUGAGCGGUGGGUUCCGGCUGACAAACCCAGAGGCUUCCCUGACCGGCACCGCGGCCCAGAGGCAGGUGAACCCAUGGACUCUAGCUAUGCCAGCUGUGAGGGGAAUGCAACAUGGAGCCACCCGAUCAUUAAGGCCUGGGUGGACAGACACCCAGUGCAGGCCACUCUUGACUCAGGGUGCGCUCAAUCCACGAUAAGGGCUGAUAUGGUCCAUCGGCAAGUGGGAGGAAAGGUCCCACCGGUGACGGUGGCCUGCCUCCAUGGUGAGGUCGAGCGUGUAGGACGGCAUUGGAUCCAGCUGCGCAUCAUGGAACACCAGAGGGAACUCCUGGUGGAGGUGGUGCCUAAACUGGCAUGUGAAAUGUUGACAGGCAGGGAUUGGACACCCAUUUACGACAUGCUGGAGCGGGUGAGAGACGUGGAGCAAGCAUGCAAAAAGAUGGGGAAUUGUGAAGGAUGGUUGGGGAAGUUAGAGGAGGACUCUGACGCCGCUGAGGAAUCUGUAAGCCUCGACCUAGAUAAUAUCACCAGCAGCGGACAGUUUUGGGAGGCGCAGGUUGAGGACCCAGAGCUUGGAACCCUGUGGAGACAAACCCAAGGUGCCAGGGAUAAGGCCAGAUCGUCAUUAGAAGAGCACCCCCGUUUCAAGAUGAAAUAAUAUUAAAUUAUUCUGAAAGCUCAAGACUUCCUCAAGAACUGCACCAUCAAACCCUUGCUAUACUUAAGAUACAUCGAUGACAUCUUCAUCAUUUGGAGUGAGAACCUGCAAUCUCUGAUUGAGUUCCACCAGAAAUUCAACGAUCACCAUCCCUCCAUCCGACUUUCUUUAGAAUACUCCAGCACCAACAUCCCCUUUUUAGACACAAUGAUCAGUAUCCAGAAGGGUAAAAUACAGACCACAGUAUACAAGAAACCCACAGACCAACAUACAUAUCUGCACAGAACCAGCAAUCACCCCAAACACACCAAAAAAGCUGUGAUAUACAGCCAAGCCCUCAGAUACCACCGCAUCUGUACUGAAGAGAACACCCGGGAUUGCCACCUCACCAAUCUUAAAAAGGCUUUCACCCAACAAGGGCACUCCUCCAGAGAGGUAGAUCACACGUUUGAAAGAGCCACCCGGAUACCACGUGAAGAAUUGCUGCAGUACAGAAGAAAAACACCCACAAAUCGCACACCGGUGGUUAUGAUAUAUCACCCAUCCCUUGAACCUGUAUGGAAAAUCCUCAAAAAAUUGCAACCCAUAUUAGAAAAAGACCCUAUUCUUAAAAAGAUCUUCCUAGAGCCACCCAUCCUAGCCUUCAGACAAGCACCGAACCUUGCCAACCUCAUCACCAGAAGCAAACUUCCUCAACCCCAGAAUACACCAAAAGGAUCCAGACCGUGCCAGGACAAGAAAUGCAAAACCUGCCAACACAUCUCCACCACCUCCACUAUUACUACACCCCACAACAGAGCCAUCAGCAUCCCAGGAUAUUACAGCUGCACCUCCAGAAAUGUAAUAUACCUCAUCCAAUGCACCAAAUGCCCUGAUGGAAGAUAUGUAGGAGAGACCAAACAACAACUGCGCACCAGAAUGAAUGCACACCGGAAAUCCAUCAAAGACAGAAACACUCAAUUACUGGUGGGGGCACAUUUCUCACAGGAGGGCCACUCUCUCUCCAAUCUCUCAGUCCUGAUCCUCAAAGGAAAUUUACACAACACUUCCCAGAGACAAGCCUAUGAGCUCCAUUUCAUCAACCUGCUGGAUACUAGAGAUCAGGGACUAAACACAGACAUUGGAUUUUUGAUACAUUACAAUCUGCCUGGCAACUGACUCCCAAGCCCAGCCCAGCCCAGCCCCUGGCUUCUUUACUUUUCACUCCAUCCAAGAAGAGCACACAUCAACUGCCGAAGCUUCCUUAGCCUGACAAAGGGUUUUUGAACCCGAAAGCUUGCUUAAUAACUAUUCUCCAGCCAUUUGGGUUGGUCUAAUAAAAUAUAUCAAAUUCACCCAAGGAACCUUGUCUGCCUAUGUCCUUAGACCAACACGGCUACAACCUAAACCCCUGCAACUUUAUUUUGGAGUUUGUUCUAGUUUGAAACAGAAAAACUUCAAGAGUUCCUUCAGAAUGAAAAGUCUGAUAUUUUUUUCACUG
Molecule: messenger RNA, 7376 nt
Organism: Alligator mississippiensis (American alligator)
Lineage: Eukaryota; Metazoa; Chordata; Crocodylia; Alligatoridae
Gene: C3H8orf88
Product: chromosome 3 C8orf88 homolog
Exons: 2
Coding region: 6104-7054 (316 amino acids)
Source: RefSeq, a predicted model, not a curated record